Hemibagrus wyckioides is the source of this 4797-nucleotide messenger RNA. It is a transcript of the gene cpne8, whose product is annotated as copine VIII. NCBI's taxonomy places the organism in Eukaryota, Metazoa, Chordata, Actinopteri, Siluriformes, Bagridae. The transcript is spliced from 20 exons. Gene Ontology annotation, molecular function: calcium-dependent phospholipid binding. Bases 18 to 1883 code for a protein of 621 amino acids. The record is from RefSeq and is a predicted model, not a curated record. Gene Ontology annotation, biological process: cellular response to calcium ion. Gene Ontology annotation, cellular component: plasma membrane.
GGUUGCAAAAUUUAAUCAUGCGAAUUGUCAGUACUCUGAAAAAGAUGUUGAGGUUCUCUUUGGGAGGGACACGGUUGGACAGGAUUAGGAACAAGUACAUCAGAGGGACGGCUCAUGUUGGACGUUUGGGGGACAAAGUUAAGGAGGCCAGAUUAAGAUGGUUUGGACAUGUCCAGAGGAGGGAGAGUGAGUAUAUUGGUAGGAGAAUGUUGGACAUGGAGCUGCCAGGCAGGAGGAAAAGAGGAAGGCCAAAGAGGAGAAACCUUCUAGACAGAGACACUUUCUCCAAAUCGGAUCCAAUUUGCGUGCUUUACACUCAGACGGUGGCAAGCAGGGAGUGGAGAGAGUUUGGGAGAACCGAGGCCAUCAGUAACACCCUGAACCCAGACUUUGUCCGAAAAUUCAUUCUCGAUUACUUUUUUGAAGAGAGACAGAACCUACGCUUUGACCUGUACGACCUGGACUCGAAGAGUGAAAAUCUGUCCAAACAUGACUUCCUGGGUCAGAUGUACUGUACUCUGGGAGAGGUGGUUGGAUCCCCAGGUAGUCGUAUGGAGAGAACGCUCAUAGGCAUCCCAGGUAAAAAUUGUGGGACAAUUAUUGUUAAAGCAGAGGAACUUGGAAACUGUCGGGAAUCAGUAUUGCUGCAGUUUUGUGGAAACAGCCUGGAUAAGAAGGACUUUUUCGGGAAGUCGGACCCGUUCCUCGUCUUCUCUCGCAGCAACGAAGAUGGAACAUACACCAUUUGCCAUAAGACUGAAGUGAUAAAGAACACACUGGACCCUGUGUGGCAGGCCUUUAAAAUCCCAGUUAGAGCGCUGUGCAAUGGAGACUCUGACAGAGCCAUUAAGAUAGAGGUGUAUGACUGGGACAGAGAUGGAGGGCAUGACUACAUCGGAGAGUUCAAGACCAGCUAUAGGGAACUGUCCAAAGGCCAGUCUCAGUUUAGUGUUUGGGAGGUAUUAAACAUGAAGAAAAAGAAAAAGAAGAAGAAGAAAUACCAGAAUUCAGGAACUGUGACCCUGCUGUCAUGCCUCAUAGACGUUGAAGUGACUUUUCUGGACUAUAUUAAAGGAGGUACUCAGAUUAAUUUCACGGUGGCAAUCGAUUUUACCGCAUCAAAUGGAAACCCAUCCCAGCCUACCUCUCUUCACUACAUGAACCCAUACCAGCUCAAUGCCUAUGCCAUGGCUCUGAGAGCUGUGGGCGAGAUCAUUCAGGACUAUGACAGUGAUAAGAUGUUUCCUGCUCUGGGCUUUGGAGCAAAGCUGCCUCCUCAUGGGAGAGUAUCACAUGAGUUUGCCUUGAAUGGGAACCCAGAAAACCCAUACUGCAGCGGUAUUGAAGGAGUAAUAGAGGCAUAUUACCAGAGUCUGAAGAGUGUACGUCUCUAUGGUCCAACAUAUUUCUCACCGGUUAUUAAUCAUGUUGCACGGUAUGCAUCAUUAAUAAAGAACGGCUCAGAGUACUUCAUCCUCCUCAUCAUUUCUGAUGGAGUUAUCUCAGACAUGGCUCAGACCAAGGAAGCCAUUGUAAAUGCUUCCUGUCUUCCGAUGUCAAUAAUAAUAGUUGGAGUUGGAUCGGCUGAAUUUGACGAAAUGGUUGAACUGGACGGAGAUGAGGUCAGGAUCUCCUCAAGAGGAAGGUUUGCAGAGAGAGAUAUUGUACAGUUUGUUCCUUUUCGAGACUACAUUGACCCAAGAGGGAAUCACAUCCUCAGCAUGGCCCGUCUGGCCAAAGACGUCCUGGCUGAAAUUCCAGAUCAGUUCCUACACUACAUGAGGACCAGAGGCAUCAAACCGAGCUCGACGCCUUCUGCUUACUCUUCCAAACCCCUGACCGCAUUGUCCUAUUCUGCAGAGUCAUUACAGACACAGAUCUGAAGUGGACCACGGCGCUUUUCUGCACUUUGUCGAGUGUUAGGUUUUCUGAGUCACACAGUAAGAGAGUUAGAAAGCCAACAGAGACUUCUACUUUAAAGCCUGAAAAAGGCCAUUAAUAACAUCGCGCUCGUAUAGGAGUUUCAGAACGGGAGAGAGGUUUAUUUCUAACUAAAGCAAUCAUCAUCAUAUGCCUCAUACUUUCUGUCUUUGAUUUCAGGCGACUGGCUGAGCUAUGAACAAAAUGUUUACAGUGUUUGUGAUUUAUACAAGCAGAUAAUUAUAUACCUCAUGCAUACUGAAGGAGCUGAAACUUUUACCACAGAAUUGGUUGUGGUGAUUUUCUGUUGAAAGGAGAGUGAGCAUGCUUCCAAGAGGUGUUCAGUCUCUUCAGUUUUUAUUACUGACCAUUCUGGUUUCUUCCACUCCACUGCCACACUGUGUUUCUGAACAAGUCUUCGAGCUGCUGAAGAGACAGGCCUUAUUCUUCAUUACACUUUACAUUACUGCUCCUUAAUUAGUCUCCCUCAUUAAAUCUUUAUUAACAUAGCAGUAAGUAAUCAGGUGUUACCAUGGUAGUUCUUCAAUAAUUAUUCAUACUGUUAUAGUUAGUAAUUAAUGUUAAAUUACUGCACUGACACAAUCGUGAAGAAAUCCUGUUUCUGAGCCACUGUGUGGUCUGCAUUAAUGUCAUACACUUACACAACACUUUUUUACAGAAGCAUUGAUUACUGAUACAUCAAACAAUGCCCUUAACCCUUAUUAUUAAAUCACUAGCAACUAUUAUCCAAAAUUAUUAUCAUGUCAUUACAGCUUUGAUCAGCAUGAUAGUGAUGAGCAGCUCGACUUAUUUAGUUACCACAAUUAUUUAUAAUUAGCUAUUAGAUUGUUAUUUUCCAUUAGCAUUGCUGUUUGUUAUGUUCAAUAGUAAUUCAUCGGGAAGUGAGAAGUGGCUUACUCUCCUUUACUAAGUUAGUAAGUAAACCUAGUCAUUAGUUAAGGAGCCUGUCAAAGCUGGAUAAUAAAAAAAGAAGUUUUUUUUAAUCUAUCAGUAACUGAUGCUUCUGUAAAGACAAAGUAAGCACAUUAUGGUUUUAUCAUCAUAGUAAUUUAUUAUUAGUUAUUAAAUAGUUAGACUAGUCAACAUGGUAGUUUCUGAUGGUGAUUAGUUAUUAUUGAAGAUCUGCUAUAGUAACACUGCUAAGUAAAAUGUACUUCAGCAUUAAAAUAAGGAGCUGGAAUGUAAAGUGUUACCCAGCAGCAUGACAAUGGCUUUUACGUACACAAGUAUUAAAAUAAUGCUAGCCAGAAUUAUCUGUAGCUAUAGAUGCAUGGGAUUGCAUGCACUUUUAAAACGGACUGUGUAUUUUCCUGAAGAGUGAUGAGGUUGACCGGCCGUAUGGACUGUAGGUGCUGUAGAGCGAGAACACUCACUGACUUGUAGUUCUGCACUUUAUGAUUGUGGAAAUAUUCGAGCACAAUUUAGGUUUUUAAGCCUUCAUUUUAACUUAAUAAAGUUUACUUUUGAUUUUUGUAGGUACAAGUGAACUGUCCAUCAACAAACAUAACUUUAUCCUUCAUUCCAAUACCAGCUGUGGUCUUGAAAUAAGACCAAAGGGAAAGAUGUGGAGGUGUUUGAAUACAGAUUUUAACUUCUCUCCAAUACAAUGCUUUUGGAUAUUGAUUCAUCCGUACACAGAGCCAAGACACGCAGAACUUCCACAUGACCAGAUAGAACCACACAUGCUGGCUCACAUACUCUAUUAUCCUUACUAAACAUGCAUAAACUACAUCAAAGCUUAAAACCUGCCCAGUGAAAUGGUUUAUCCUCCAUCCAUCCAUCAGAUAUUUUCAGAUGUAAUACAUCUCAUGCAGUUCUAAGAUCUGUUAUGUCACUGCCUUAAUUUUCGGGACUAAUUCCUAUCGGUAAAAUACAUGGAAAAGUAUUUUCCUGUUGGUUGAAUAGUACAUGAAAUUUCACUAUGUCUGUGGAAAGAAAAUGAAUUAAAAAUAAAAACCCUGAUAAGCCUACAUAUUAAAAAAAAAAAAAAGAAAUGAAUGAAUGGAGUAAAAAAUAAUGUGAAGAAAUAGAAAUGUCUGGUGUCCAUCUGGUAAAGCUUUGGAUUACUACAGGGUUAAUGUGACAGUGAUAACACACUGUACUGAAAUGUCUCAGGUUGGAAUGUCCUUUGCUUAUUGCAAUAACAGUAAAACACUGACCCUGGUCAGUUGGAUAUGUGCACUGGUUUGCUGCCAUAAAAUAUUAUCACAAAUAAUUUCUAUAGCCCUGUAGCAUUCACCUGGAAAACACGUAGAUUUUUUUGUUUUAUUGAUUUGUUUUUAUUUUUAGAAACGUAACAGCACUAACAGCUUGUGAAUUAAUGUAUUCCUUCAUUCGGUCAUUCUUCUUACUGUUGCAUGCAUCAUACUCGCAUGUGCAUUGCGUUGAAAAGUGAUGAACCUUUUGUAUUUAUCUCAUAUUUUUAUACCCGCUAUUUUUUACGAUCUCAUAGAGUUUGCCUUAAUAUAUAUCACUGAAUUGUUGGAUUUAUGCCAUGCCUUCACUGUAUGUUUGUUGAUGAAUUAUAUAUUCUUUAAACAGUAUUUGCUUUAAGGUACAAUUUACUGAGAGUAGUGUAGUUGCAUGAUCCAGCUACAUGAAGCUGGCCGGUGUUUAAUAGCUGUCCAGUACAAAAAAAAUUGCAUAGGAUUUAAUACUUUGAUGUUACCUAUUUGAUUAUUUGCAUCUGUAAUGAAACAGAAAUGUAGCAUAUGUGGUAGUAUAAUUAGUCUGUGGUCUGUAAGAUUUCAUAGCACUGACUAGAAGAUCAUGAAGGCAAUCAUUACAAUCUUCAAAUGUCUUCAUUUCCAUGUACUAUAUAUAGUACAAAUGGCAGGUUAUUGAAUAUUUACAAAA